AUGCGGCGCGGCCUGCGUGUGCGCAUGCCCAGAAAAGGCUUCACGGCCGGAUUGCCAGUAGUCAACAUGGCGCUCAGCCAAACGCUCUGGUUUGGGCGGCUGAGGCUCGCAGCCAAUAUGGCAGCGCCCACGCUGACCUUCCGGUCUGCCGGCGGCCAUGUUGAAGUGCUCGGGAACCUCACCAAGCUGCCCAGCUGGUUCCACUCCGAGUUCCUCAAGAGUCCGAAGGCAGUUCACCUGGAGGCUUGGCUGGUGGAAGCGAUCUUCGGCCCCGGCGGGGAGCACAUCCCGCACGUCGAGUGUGUCUCCCACACCCUGCUUCAUGUGAACCGAUGGGAACCUGACGGCGAAGCUGAGAUCUUGAUAUGCGGGCGACCUUAUUUUCAGAAGGACGUAUCCAAGCUGAUCAUGAACUUGGCCGACUAUCACCGCCAGCUCCGGGUGCAAAGCUCAGAGAAGGUCCAGGCGCAGGAGGCCGGCACGCAGCGGUCUCCGAUUGAAAUGCGCGAGGCCGGCACGCAGCGGUCUCCAGUCGAGGUGGGCGAGGCUGCCGAGGACCCGGUUACCAGGUUAUGAAGAGCCAAGAGCGAGAACCAGGGCUUCAAGCGCAGAUCCCUCAAUAAUUCUACUCUUCUAGGUCCUACAGCUGCUGCCCUAGAAGCUGGGGGCAGAACGCUGCGGGUGUUUGGUUUUUCCCCUCUGUGUUAAUUGCGAGUUUAAGGAGUUCUAAUAAAACGAGUUGCAUU
Messenger RNA from Lepus europaeus (European hare), 746 nucleotides. RefSeq names its product KH domain-containing protein 3-like. NCBI's taxonomy places the organism in Eukaryota, Metazoa, Chordata, Mammalia, Lagomorpha, Leporidae. The coding region runs from base 1 to 576 and encodes 191 amino acids. Gene Ontology annotation, cellular component: protein-containing complex; apical cortex. Gene Ontology annotation, molecular function: RNA binding. The transcript is spliced from 2 exons. The record is from RefSeq and is a predicted model, not a curated record.